AUGUCUCAAAAACAUCAAUAUAAAACCGACCAAGUCUCCUAUCACACAAAUGUCGCAGACCAUGGGGAACGCUACAGGCCACCAUUUGGUGAAUUAGUGCCGGAGCACAAGUACUUCUACAUCAAGCAUCACGAGGGUCAACAGAACGAUGACACCCCAUACUUAUUAACCGACUUCGCAUUUUUCAACAUCUGGCAAGACAUGGUUCCUCUUCCAGAACUAGACGGGCCUUUCGAACUCAGGUCACAUGAUAUCUUUGGGGCUGGUAUGGCUUCCAUCGAAGGCCACGAACCUGUCUACAUUCACAUCAGACCUUUGAGACACUACGACAUCAACCUCGCUGAUGCUGAUGGAUCCAUGCAUAUUGAAAGCGAAAGAGCUAUCUAUUCUCUCGGAGUUCCCUCCAAGCAACAGGACGGACUUUCGAAAAAUAUUUCUACUGCACCGCACCAUCCAGCUCAUCAUGGCAUCAUCCAGCUCAUUGUGGCAUUUGCCAAAAAGCAGCCAGAAUGGGAAUAUGAGGAUUUCUUGAAGGAGUGUUUGAAGAUGAAGAUCAUUGGCGAUACCCCCGACGAGGGAGACAUUUGGGAUUGCGUUCCACGACUAAGACAUGUGGUGGAAAACCUAGAGGGCAAUCUGUGCACAAUGAAUAUCGUUCAGUUCCUCUUGUACACCCCUCGCCCUCAGAUGAUUCUGAGAACUGCAAAGCCAUCUGGUCUUCAAUGUGUGUGCCAAAAGGCCAGAGCCAAAAAAGAGCUGGAGGUGAUAGAUUUGACAGUGUCAGAUUGA
This is a messenger RNA of Suillus discolor, 789 nucleotides long. RefSeq lists its product as uncharacterized. Bases 1 to 789 code for a protein of 262 amino acids. The record is from RefSeq and is a predicted model, not a curated record. The transcript is spliced from 5 exons. NCBI's taxonomy places the organism in Eukaryota, Fungi, Basidiomycota, Agaricomycetes, Boletales, Suillaceae.